Molecule: messenger RNA, 591 nt
Organism: Entrophospora sp. SA101
Lineage: Eukaryota; Fungi; Glomeromycota; Glomeromycetes; Entrophosporales; Entrophosporaceae
Source: the annotation of a GenBank genome assembly
AUGAUUGUUCAUCCACAAAAUGGCAAAGAUCCCAUUGAUCUGCUAAUAGAUACUGUUUAUCCUAAUCUCAUUGAAAAUUCUAUGAACAUUACUUUUAUGAUGGAAAGAGCAAAACUAACCCCAUUAAACAAUGAUGUUGAUGAAAUCAAUGGCUUUGAUUCAAUACCAGAAGACAAAACAAAUCUAUACCCAAUUGAAUAUCUUAAUUCCAUAACAUCUCAAGAAGACCAUCAAGGUAAAUGUGUAUUUACCCCUAGAAUUCUGCUUAUGUCAACAGAAGAUACCAGAUUACCUUUUGUUCUAAAAAGAAAGCAAUUCCCUGUAUGGCCAGCAUUUGCCUUGACUAUCAACAAAUCUCAAGGUCAAAUGCUACCCUAUGUUGACCUAUAUCUUCCACGGCCCAUUUUCUCUCAUGGACAAUUAUAUGUGACUAUGUCAAGAGUACAUAAAGCAUGUAAUCUCAAUGCAUUGUCAUCCUAUAAAAUAAGUUCGUCAUAUGAUAAGUUACAGCAAGGAACUGAUAGUAUUACAGAUAAGUUGAUUAAAAUAUCAUUUAUAAAUUCAAUUUUUACGAAAAAAUUUAAGAAUUGA